CCAAUUGUCAAUGUCAUAAGUCAUCAGUCACUAGUCAGAUGUGAAGAAAUUGGAGAAUUUUGUUGUUGGUUUAUAUUUAAAAAUAAUAUUUAAACUUAUCGAUAAUGUUUUAAUAGUACGUUCUAUUCUAAAUGUAAAAUAAUAACGCUUCUAACAUGGACAACAUUGGGGCCGAAGUGGGCCAAAAAAUGCGAAGUGCUAUUAAGGCAAAACUAAUGGAACUUGACUGCUAUGUAGACGAUGAAUUACCUGACUACAUUAUGGUUAUGGUGGCUAACAGACGAUCAAAAUCACAGAUGAAUGAUGACCUGAACUUAUUUCUUUCUUCUAAGACAUCUACCUUUGUAAAUUGGCUUCAUAUAGUGCUUAAGAAGCUUAAAGAGGUUACUGUAACUAAUCCUGAGAUUUAUUCGAAAGUUAGUAAACGAAAAAGCACUGAUAAUCAAGUUGAUGAUAAAGGUAGCAUUAAAUUAAAGAAAGAGAAGAACUCCAAGAAGGUUAAGACAGAAGAAGAUUCCGAAAUAGUUGAUAAAAAACCUGAAGUUACAUUAGAUUCUAAUGAAAAGUCUCUUACCGAUGAUCUACCCUUAAUAGCAAAUAAGUUUAGUGAUAAAAGAAGGAUAGUUAUAGAAAAUGAAAGUAGUUUGUCGGUCUCAAACAAUAUCGUUGAUGAUAACUUUGAUAUACCUCUCCUAUCGGAAGUAAACGAUAGCUCAAAUGAAAAGGAGUUACAAGAUAUUGAGAGGAAAAUUCACAAUGUUAAAAGUAGGUUGGGAUUGUUGGUUGAAAGUGAUAAUGAAAAUGAUGAGGAAUGGAUUAAUAAUCAAUCAAAAGAAGAAGAUAAUCCAUUAGCCCAUACCAGGCAAGUCAGUGUUAUAAAAAAGAAAAUAAGCGGCUCGGAACUGACUAAACUUGCCGAGUCACUGCUUGCCGCUGAAAAUAUUGAGGAAACCGACCAACAAAAAGAAGAAACAACCGAAAAAAAAUCAGUUCAUCAGAGAAUAACUUUUGAAAAUGACUUUAAUAAUGACAGUAACGCUUUAAAAAGUGACAAAUCAGUUGUGAGGAAAUCUUCAGUACUCGAUAGACUCGGAAAGAGAACUGGAAGUCCGGAUUUUUAUGGAGAGCCGAGAAAAAAGGUUAGCCUAUCGGAGUAUAGGAGGGAGGAGGAAAAGUAUACGGGGUCUGUCAGAAGUAAGAGGAGGAGUAGUUCUAGAGAUAGGUCGAGAAGUCGAAGGUAUAAUGACAGGAGGAGUGGGAGUAGAGAGAGAAGUCCAAGAAGGACUAGAGGGAAGGAAUCCAGAAAAGAGGGUAUAUUGUCGAGACUGGGUGUCCAAUCUAAAGUGGCCGUCAUUAAAAAGCCGGAAACGUCAGAAAAAAGUGAUGAUGAGGAGGAGAAAAUUGUGAGGGAAGUGCCCAGUUUGAUCAAGGUCAAGCCCAGGGUUAUACCGAACGAUGUUGCGGCACAGGCCAAUAAGAAUUUACUUUUAAAGGCUGUGGCCGAGGCUCAGAGGAGUAUCGCGCAGACGCCAACAGUUGGAAAUAAUUUGAAGCCUGAUGCAUUAUAUACAAAGAGGUUUAAAGAAAAAAAUGGGGAUCAGAAAGAUAAUAAUUCUGUUAAAAGGAUUGAUGAAAAGGAAAAAUCCAAAUUAAAAUCACUAAUUCAACAAUCUGGUAGUAGGAUGAGGAGCUCACUAAACGUGAGCAGCGAUGAGUACGACUCUGACGGAGAAUACAUACCGAAACCAGUGAGAAAUGUUGAAAGAAACCUUCCUAAAUAUAUACCAUCGGUGAAAGAUAAUAAUAAAGAGUGCGACGAAUCUCAUCAAAACAACAACAUCGUUGAAACAAAAUCAACAAAAAUCGUUGAAGAUCAACAACAAAACAACAAACAGCAAUUCAUUAUAACGUUAGACGGGAUCGAUAAAACGCCGUUUACGGAUAAGAAAAUUUCGGCCAAAAUGAGGCUCGAAGGCAGGAAAACUCCUUCGCCCAUUGUGUUUGAUCACAGCGUAAUAUCGGACAAUAAAGUUAAAGUUAACCCUACACGAUCUGAUUUGCCUACACGUGCCGACAUACCGGACACGCUGCCCGUUGUUCACGUACCUUUAGCCGUCAAAAACAAAGAGAGGUGUAAAUAUUGGCCAAACUGUAGACAGGGAGACAAGUGUGAGUUUGUGCAUCCCAGUCAGAAUUGUGAGGCGUUUCCUCACUGUAAGUUCAGAGAAAAAUGUCUGUUUCUUCACCCACGCUGUAAAUUUGGUAAUUCUUGUACCAAGAGGGAGUGUCCUUAUGAUCAUGUCAAGUCACUGUCAACUACGAGGUUAACCACUGCCGUUCCGGUGUUGCAAAAUUGCAAAUUUUUCCCCAACUGUACCAACGUGAACUGUCAAUUCUACCAUCCGAAGCCGUGCAUGUACGGGCAAUAUUGUAAAAAUAUGGCGGAAUGCAGCUUUUCGCACAAUUUCCCAUUUACAAAAAAGAAUUUGAGAUGGAAAUCUAAGUGAAAAAAGUUGAUUUUUCUGUAAAAAAAGUGAAGAAAUUUUUAAAUAUUUUGAUGUAUCUAGUACAGGAAUAGAUAGAAGUUGUAUAUUAUUUUUUUUUCUUUAUUUUUUUGGACUUAAUUGUGAUGAAGUAUAUUUUAU
This is a messenger RNA of Sitophilus oryzae (rice weevil), 2645 nucleotides long. It is a transcript of the gene Nab2, whose product is annotated as zinc finger CCCH domain-containing protein 14. Gene Ontology annotation, cellular component: cytoplasm; nucleus. Gene Ontology annotation, biological process: regulation of mRNA stability. Bases 156 to 2507 code for a protein of 783 amino acids. NCBI's taxonomy places the organism in Eukaryota, Metazoa, Arthropoda, Insecta, Coleoptera, Curculionidae. Gene Ontology annotation, molecular function: metal ion binding; poly(A) binding. The record is from RefSeq and is a predicted model, not a curated record. The transcript has 12 exons.